Drosophila nasuta is the source of this 3262-nucleotide messenger RNA. It is a transcript of the gene in, whose product is annotated as inturned planar cell polarity protein. The record is from RefSeq and is a predicted model, not a curated record. Gene Ontology annotation, cellular component: cytoplasm; cilium. Gene Ontology annotation, biological process: establishment of planar polarity; nervous system development; vesicle-mediated transport. Lineage: Eukaryota; Metazoa; Arthropoda; Insecta; Diptera; Drosophilidae.
AAAGAGAAUUUUUAAAGUUUAACAGCCUUAACUCCGAAUGGAAAUUAAACUUCUAUUUAAAGCCAAGUUUUAUUUAGAAAAAUACAUUUUAGAUCAAAGUUCAAAAUGGGAUUGGAAAUCAAAAUAAUAGCUGACAUUAAAGCAGAGUUAAUUUCAUUUGAAACUCGAAAUGUUAACAUAGGAACCAGCAAUUGUCGCACAGUUGAUGUCGAUCGGAAUUCUAAACAAUGAUCGCAGAGUUUCUCGCUAGCUGUAAAGUGAAAUGCUCAAGAGAACGGCGAAGAGCAGGUAGCACAAACUCAAUGGAAUUUACAGCGGCAGCGCGAGAGCGAAACGCAAACCGGUUUUCAAAGAGCACAAAAGGCCAAGUUAGAGAGAGAUUGAGCCUAAGAUUCAGUUGCAAUUUGUUUGUGAGCCAAGGCAGAACGAUACGCUAAACAAAAAAAGAAUAAUUUUUUAAUCGAUUUAGAUUGUUUAUAUUUAUAUUAGAGAUGCGUAAAUCGCAGGGAGGAAUGUCUUUGGCCUCGGACAGACACAGACUUGGUCUAGACGCCUCGGAGACUUACUCGACAUCCAGUUCGUCGCUUAACAGCUCGUUCAGCGAUGGCAGCGAUUUGGUCAAUUGGGAGGAGUACGUGGCCGAAGACGGCAGCCUAUUCUAUGCCGAAUAUGUGCCCAGUGUCAAGACAAAUGCCACAGACAGACGCGGAGAGCUGCUGCGUCGUUCGCUGCGCCUGGGAAAAAAGACAACACGGCGGCAGCAGCAGAAUAGAGGCCAACAGGGCAAGCAACAGCAACACAAUGGCAACAAUAAUAGCGGGCCACAGCCCGAGCCAGCAGACAGCAGCAAUUGUAACUCCAACAACGCGCUGUUCCGCUUUGCCGACAUCAAGAAUUCACACGACAAUCCUAAGCAAUUGGAGCUGGUUAUAACGGCAACAGAUCGCUUCCGCUUUGGCCGCCGCUCCACCGCAGUGGAGUCCAUUUUGGGCUUUCGUGUGCUACCCUUUCCGGAUCAGCCCGAGUGCCUGAUGGUCGACAGCUUUGUGCACGACAUCAGCGCCAUGCAGCAUAGUAUUAAGCGAGGCGAUUGGUUCAAGUCUCUCAAUGGCAUCGAGUUGUAUGCAAGCAAUGUGGACGAGCUGCUGCAGCAGUUCCUCGAGCCCACACAGGUCUGUCUGGCCUUUCAGGGCACCAGCACAGUCAGCCCAGCCGAUGCAGCUGAGGAAUCCCUAGGUAUGCCGCAGGUGCAGCAGGUGCGCAAGCUGCUGAACUUUGCCAUGUUCGCCGAGCAGUUCGAGCAGCUGCUGCCUGCCUCCGCUGCUGUGCCGGACUCACUGACACCCUUCGGCAUGCUGUUGCUGCCCCCGGAAUGCUAUCAACAGGAUCAGCACAAGGACUCGCUCUACUAUUAUCCCGAGUCUGCGGUCACCAACUUUCUGUACAAGGCUAGAGGCAGUUUUCUUACAUUGUCCUCGGUGCUUAACGAGCUGCAGACGGAGCCGCUGACGUCACGUCUGCUGGUGGAGCAGGUCUCCUACUAUGUCAACUAUCGUCGACUCAACGGUUUCUUGGUGUUGUUCGCCUACGCCGCCGAGUUGUACAGCGCCGCCGAAAGCAGCUUGAGAUCGGAUGAGCUCAUUGGCUACAUACGUUUUUCGCUGCCCGGACUCAAUUUGGACAACUUUGCCACCGCCGACGACGGCUCGAGUGGCUUGCGGUUGUUCCUGCGUCACUUUUGUGGCAUCCAGCGGUGUCGUUUGUUGGCCCAGCCACGCGGUGAGCUACAGUUCGAGCAACUGCUGCAGGAGUCGCGCAAUCUGCCGCUACCAAAGGAGGCACAAUUGCGCAUCUUUGAUGCACUCAGCGAAAUGGAGGCCAUGGACUAUCGCAACUGGAACGAUGAGCCGUUGACCACGCAUCGCGAGUUCUUCAUCUACGGCUGCGCCUUGUACUAUGAUCACUUUCUGCUAGCCAGUCUUCUGCCCGCCGAGGUGCGCUCCAAUGUGGAGCUCUUUCUACGCUGUCGUGGUAUAUUUGACUUUAUUGGCGCUGCUCCCGGUGUUCGUGUGCGUGAGCUGUAUGUCUGGGAGGAGAUUGUGCUGGCCAAUGCCACUGGUCGUUAUUUUCUCACCGUCUGUUCGCGCAGUCAUCUCAUCCUGACCGUCAUCCUCAAGAUGUAUGUGGAUGAACCCGAAAUGGAGGCUUACGGCUCGGUUCCGCCUUCGCUGUUCUACAUCGAAGAGAUCCAAGAGACUUUGGAUCAUCUCAUUCAGUGCGGCAUUGAAUCGUUGGCCAAAUUCUGGUCCGUCUCCAAUAAACGUCCUGAGGUAUUGGAUCAGCUGAAGAUCGAGCAAGCUGGCGAAGAGCAGGAGGCAAAUGGUAAACUGGAAUCGUUUCUUAAGCCCAAGCUAACCGUUGCCCACUCAGCGUCAGGGAAUGAUGAUGAGGCGCAGUUAUGCUCUUCGCUGGGCGGCUCCUCUAUACACAGUCUCACGCCCAGUGAGGAUGACAUCUCCCGUCGUCGCUUGACGCCCGCUGAUGACUCCGAUAGCGGUUCCGAUUGGGAAAACUUUGCCGAACAGCAUCCACUGCACUAUGGACUCAAUUUAAAUGCGGAGACACAAAGCCAGAUAACCACAUCGCUGUGGAAAGAGAUCAACAAUGUGCUGCCCGUCAAAAUAUCCGCCGGCUGGAAGAAUUCCGUGUGGCACUAUGUCUAUGUGGACAUGGCUAAUGGGGUGGUGCUCUGCCCCUUUACCGCCACUCCCGAGAGCUUUCCAUAUCUGUCCGAGAUGCGCAGGGCUUGUCACACGAUUCACUUGGUGCUGGAACGCUCGAAGCUGCAUCGCAGGCAACUAACUGAAUCCACAGGUGCAAGAAGCACCACUGGGCACGAUAUAACCAUGAUCAAGGAACAUGGCAUCACCUUAGAGGUGGCAAAUGCGGGCAAGGAUCAGGCUGGCGUUCGCUUUGUGGUGGUCGGAAGACUCUUUCAAUCACCCGCUAAGGAAGUAUACGUUUGUCAUCGUCCCGAAGUGCCUCAGAAUAUGGUUGAAUUGGCAUUCCGCUUGUCCUUCUUCUCGAUGGGCUAACUGCUGCAAUAAUUAAUGGAUUAAUUUGUUAAAACUUUUAAAAAUAAUUCUUUCUUGGGGUGCAAUGUAUUAAUGAUUUUCUGAUAAAUAGAAAAAAUUUAUAUUUCUUGCCGAUUCAGAAUUUUAUCCGUGUUUUUAAAGAAUACUUUAAUUCAAAUAUUUAAAUU